This is a messenger RNA of Paramormyrops kingsleyae, 1329 nucleotides long. RefSeq names its product 11-beta-hydroxysteroid dehydrogenase type 2-like. Gene Ontology annotation, molecular function: 11-beta-hydroxysteroid dehydrogenase (NAD+) activity. The record is from RefSeq and is a predicted model, not a curated record. Gene Ontology annotation, biological process: glucocorticoid metabolic process. NCBI's taxonomy places the organism in Eukaryota, Metazoa, Chordata, Actinopteri, Osteoglossiformes, Mormyridae. Gene Ontology annotation, cellular component: intracellular membrane-bounded organelle.
UUCGCAUUUCUAUUGUAAAUCUAAAACCUAUUUUUUUCAAAGAGGAGAAGCUGAUUUUAUGUCAGUGAGCCAUGAAGGAAUUUGCACUGUCCUUCUGGAUCUACAUGGGAGUGAUGUCUGUGUUUGUUGGGGGGGCCCUGAGGAAAUCGCUGGCAGCCCACAUCAGAGCGGCUGCCACCAUAGUGGCCUGGCUGGGGGUCACGGUGCUGGUGGAGAGGCUGUACUGGCUCAGCCUGCUGGGCUUCCUUCUGGUGGCUGUCCUGGCCGCUGCCUGCUGUCUGUAUGCGGGCAGGAGUGCACCCGUCCUGGGCCUCCCUACAGACAGUAAAGUGGUCUUCAUCACAGGCUGUGAUUCUGGGUUUGGAAAUGCAGCUGCCCGGCACCUGGACUCGCUAGGCUUUGAGGUCAUCGCCAGCGUGCUGCACCUGGACAGCCCAGGAGCUGUGGAGCUGCUGUGCUGCUGCUCCUCCAACCUCACCCUGGUCCAGAUGGACAUAACCCAGCCUAAAGAUGUCCAGAAAGCCUUCAGCAGAACUAAGGCCAAACUUGGGCUCAGAGGUUUGUGGGGCCUUGUGAACAACGCAGGGGUAUGUGUGAGCUUUGGUGAUGCAGAGCUCUCGCUAAUGACCACCUACAGGGGCUGCAUGGAGGUGAACUUCUUUGGAACACUGAACGUCACCAAAACAUUUCUCCCACUUUUAAGAAGAGCCAGGGGUAGGAUUGUCACAAUUUCCAGUCCAUCAGGAGAGCAGCCUUUUCCUUCCCUGGCAGCUUAUGGCGCCUCAAAAGCAGCCCUCAACCUCGUCAUCAACACCCUGAGGCAUGAGCUGCAGCCGUGGGGAGUCGAAGUGUCUCUCAUCCUCCCCUCAGCCUUCAGGACGGGUCAGUGCAGUAAUUCUGAGUACUGGGAACAGCAGCACAAGCACUUGAUAGAGAGUCUGACACCAGGACUGCUGGAGGAAUAUGGGGAGGAGUAUUUGCUGGAGACCAAGGAGCUUUUCCAGCUUCAUGCCAGUAGAGCAAGUGAGGACCUGAGUCCUGUGAUCAGCACCAUCGCUGAUGCACUCACAUCACCGCAGCCGAAAGUGCGCUACUACGCUGGGCCGGGAGUGCAGCUGAUGUACUUUAUCCACACGUACCUCCCCACGUUCUUCAGUGAUAAGUUCUUACAAAGACUCUUUGUGAAGAAGAAGGUCGUGCCACAAGCUUUGAGGAAAACAAUGUGAAUUACAUUUGCAAAUGUAAUUCUAAAAAGACAAUACUGGGUGGCUUUUUAGACACAAAACACUUUAAUGACUGAGAGCAAAAAGGUUAAUUCACACCCUGAAG